AUGUCUGCGGUCAUUGGCCAGGUCGAAGAUCUCAUCUCUCAGUCACUUGAAGCCCGCAAUAAUUCAUAUUCGCCCUAUUCACAAUUCCGAGUCGGGGCUGCCCUCCUGACCAUGGACGGCAGAGUGUUUCAAGGAUGCAAUGUCGAAAAUGCUUCCUAUGGUGGAGCUAUCUGUGCAGAACGGACUGCAUUCGUUAAAGCCGUCUCUGAGGGUUACCGUCGGUUUGUUGCCAUCGCUGUUGCCUGUGAUUACAACCGUUUUAUUACUCCUUGCGGAAUUUGUCGGCAAUUCAUGAACGAGUUUGGAAAAAAACUCGAAAUCUUCUUUGUAAACGAUGAUCGGACCUACAGACAAGCUGUUCUUGAGGAUCUAUUACCAUACGCUUUUGGACCAGAAGACCUUCAUGACAAAUAA
Molecule: messenger RNA, 414 nt
Organism: Lobosporangium transversale
Lineage: Eukaryota; Fungi; Mortierellomycota; Mortierellomycetes; Mortierellales; Mortierellaceae
Product: cytidine deaminase-like protein
Exons: 2
Coding region: 1-414 (137 amino acids)
Cellular component (GO): cytosol
Molecular function (GO): zinc ion binding; cytidine deaminase activity
Source: RefSeq, a predicted model, not a curated record